UGAUUUAAAUUCGAAUGACAACAUCUAUGAUAAACAAAGAUAAGAUGGCUGAAGAGGCAAAGCUUGUUUUAGUCUCUGGAGCGUCAGGAUUUGUCGCAAGUCACAUAAUUUAUCAAUUGCUUCAAAGUAAUGAGUAUCGUGUUCGUGGUACAGUACGCGAUGUUAAUAACGAAGAGAAGACUAAGCCGUUAAAAACGUUGUGUCCAGAAACGAAAUAUCCUUUGGAACUUGUUCAGGCUGAUCUACUCAAUGCUGAUUCAUGGUUAAGCGCUGUCAAGGAUUGUGAUUACGUCAUCCAUGUGGCGUCACCUUUUCCCAACGCUACCCCGAAAACUGAAGACGAGAUCAUCAAACCAGCAGUGGAGGGCACCACAAAUGUUUUAGAAGCUUGUGUUAAAUCCUCGACUGUGAAGAGAGUUGUACUAACGAGUUCGUGUGUAGCGAUCUAUCCUGGACAUAAAGAUAGCGACGACCGCAUCCUAACAGAAGAAGAUUGGGCUAUUGUAGAUGAAUGUUCAGCGUAUGAAAAGAGCAAAGCUUUAGCAGAAAAAUCUGCGUGGGAUUUCGUGAAGAAUCUAUCAGAUGAGCAGAAAUUUGAGUUGGUCGCUAUAAAUCCAGGUUACGUAUUGGGACCAGUGUUUCACGGCUCAAAAUGUACCAGCAUGGAGGUUCACAAAAUGCUGCUACAGAGAGAAUUUCCAAUGCUUGCAAGACUUCAAAUGCCCAUGUGUGACGUUCGUGAUGUUGCAGCUGCACAUAUAACAUCUCUGACUUUACCAAAUGCUGCAGGGAACAGAUUCAUCAUCAAUACGAAAAGUUUAUGGGUUGGGGAAGUUGCAGAAAUAUUGAAAAAAGAGUUUUUUUCCCAAGGUUAUAAUGUUCCAACACGGUACGCUCCGAAUUUUGCUAUUCGUUUUGCGGGAUUGUUCGACAAGACUCUUAAAAUGAUUGCACCAUUGCUUGGUAAGCCCAUCAAGCUAUCAAAUGAAAAGAUGAUUAAGGAACUUGGUAUCACCCCCAUUGAAAUAGAAAAGACAAUCAUUGAUAUGGCGUACAGUUUGAUAGACAAUGGCUUCAUCAUCAAGACCAACAAAUACCGAGGACAGAAAUCUCAAGAGAAAGAAGGCAGCAGCGAUUCGUAAGAAUGUAUAAUUUACCCGUUCAAGUCACGCACGACUUUUAAAAGCAUGUACUUUGUAAUCGUUUCUUCAUGUAAGCAGUAAAACAAUUGGGCAUAAUGGAACGUCACAGUUAAAGCGAAUACUUGAUCUGCUUUGUCUUGAUUUUUUUUGUCUUUUUCAUUUAUCACUGAGCAAUAUAGAAGGAAAUAUGUCAGUAUAUAAACAUUAUGUUCUGCAGAAAACCACAUAUAGUCAUUAGAAGCACAAACCAAAUUUAUUACAGACAGAAAAGGAUGACAUCUAUAAUCGUCAAUAAUUGACUUUAAUGGCACGUUUCCGAUAUUCAAAAGUUAAAAGAAAAAAAUUCUUUGCGAAAA
Molecule: messenger RNA, 1498 nt
Organism: Xenia sp. Carnegie-2017
Lineage: Eukaryota; Metazoa; Cnidaria; Anthozoa; Malacalcyonacea; Xeniidae
Product: phenylacetaldehyde reductase-like
Exons: 8
Coding region: 15-1142 (375 amino acids)
Molecular function (GO): oxidoreductase activity, acting on the CH-OH group of donors, NAD or NADP as acceptor
Source: RefSeq, a predicted model, not a curated record